CACCAACCGGUAAAAAAGUUCAACGUCAAACGUCAAACUGACACGUUUAAGGUUAGGAUUAUGAUCCCUCAUAAAAAUGGUUUUAUUGAAAAUAUAACGUGUUAAUUUCGGAAUUGUUGAAUUACUUUGUGCCAAAAAUGAUACCUAGAACGUUGUUGUGUACGGCAAUAAUUUCGCUGGCGUUCCUGGAGGCCCAUUCCCAGUUACUCGAAGGAAUCUAUUGUGGAAAAAGCAACUGUUACGAUGUCCUGGGGGUCACACGAGAGUCAACGAAGAACGAGAUCGCCAAAUCGUACCGAAAACUUGCAAAGCAAUAUCACCCUGACUUGCACCGUGACAGAGAAGCCAAAGAAGCAGCGGAGGAACAGUUCAAAAUAAUUGCCAACGCUUAUGAUAUUCUUAAAGAUGAUGAAUCUCGUUCCGAAUAUGACGAUAUGUUGGAUAAUCCUGACCAGUUGUACGCCCAUUACUACAGGUAUUACAAGAGGAGGAUGGCCCCCAAAGUCGACGUCAGAAUUGUCUUGGUUGUUACUAUAUCAGUGAUUUCUCUGAUACAGUAUUACAGUGGAUGGCAACGUUAUGAUUCAGCAAUCAAGUACUUUAUGACUGUUCCAAAGUACAGAAAUAGGGCUCUAGAAAUAGCAAAGCAGGAAGGACUUCUGCCAGAUAGUAAAAAAGCCUCCAAAGGCAAAACGAAAAUGCCGAAAGACAUAGACCAGAUAAUUAAGAAAGUAAUUGAAGAUAAAAUGGAUAUUAAGGGCGCUUAUGCGAAGCCAAGCAUUACCGACAUUUUAUGGAUUCAAUUGAUAAUGUCACCAUACACCAUAGCAAAAUAUAUCUAUUGGUAUAUCUCGUGGAUUUGGAGGCACACAAUCCUCAGACAACCUUACAAUGAUGAAGAAAAACUCUACAUUAUUAGAAAAUAUUUGAAGAUGGGCCAAUAUCAGUUCGAUAGCCAAGAAGACGAGAAGAAAGAAGAAUUUUUAAGGAGGGAAUUGUGGAUUCGGGAAAACUUUGACGAAUGGUUUAAAGAGGAGGAAGAAAAUGCGAAAAAACAACUAGCAGAAAGUAACAAAUAUAAACAGUACAGGAGGUACUUAAAGAACCAUGGGGUAGGAAGAAUGACUUUUGAUGACUCUUAAUUGUUUAGGUGAUUUUGUAUCUAACAACAGUAGGAAACAUGUAAAAUAUUUAUUUUAUUAAAAAAAACAUCGUUUAAUCAGUCACUUCCGAGCUUUGUACUUUUGAAUAUACCCCUCUCUUUUAAACAUCUGUAAAAGAAAAAUUUCAAUUAAAACUGUUACGAUUUA
This is a messenger RNA of Tribolium castaneum (red flour beetle), 1310 nucleotides long. RefSeq lists its product as uncharacterized. Gene Ontology annotation, biological process: protein folding. The transcript has a single exon. Gene Ontology annotation, cellular component: endoplasmic reticulum membrane. NCBI's taxonomy places the organism in Eukaryota, Metazoa, Arthropoda, Insecta, Coleoptera, Tenebrionidae. The record is from RefSeq and is a predicted model, not a curated record. Bases 138 to 1142 code for a protein of 334 amino acids.